AUGUCCACUGACACUAUACCAGGCAGCAAGGCAUCUUCUCCAAACGAACAGAGGAACGCAACAGACUUUCAGUUCCUCAAUUUCUCACAUCCAUCGGAUGCAAAGGAUUCACGAGCCCGGAAGACCGUUCGGAGUCACGUCACGAAGCAACAGCACCAGCGUGAGCAUGCCGCUGCUGCUGCCCGGCGCACCCAAAGCUUCCCGCAACCCGAGGACCGCGUGGAAACGGACGACAUUCCAGCGCCUCGACCCCAUGCUGCAACAUACCCAUCCAAUCGUCCGGCGAUGGACGACCCGGACAUGGACAUGCCCUUACCGUUAAGCCGCAUCACAGGCAGUCCCGAAGAGUCGUCCCAGUCGCCAUCUCCAAUCUCUUCUCCUUCAGAACAGCGAAUCGACCCUUCGACCAUCUAUCCGGCUGCUUGGCGGUCGUCCUUGAACACCGUCACAGAGUACUAUCUGAACUUCAUGGCCGCCGACAUGCCAGAUAUGGAGAGGCCAGACAGAAGAGGAUUGCUUCGAUCACGCUUCUUGCCCCUCUGUCUAACCGACCCUGCGCCUUUGCACGCUUUCGUGCUCAUGGCGGCAUCGCAUUACGGCAACGCCAACGGCCCUCAAUCACACAACAUCGACAUACAACAUCUCCGAAGCAUGGCAAUGUCCGAGGUCAAUGGCGCUCUGCAGCACCGUUCACGCAGUCUCAGCGACCAGAUGAUCGCGGCGGUCACCAUGCUGGCCUCCUACGAAGCACUCUCCGGCAACCACGAUAUCUUCCGCACGCACAUGACGGGGCUGAGACAAAUGGUGGGCAUGCGCGGCGGUCUGCCGGCAUUGGGAGUCGACGGUAUUCUGGAACGCGCUUUGUUGUGGGUCGAUGCCAACGCUGCUCACAUCACCGGCUCGCGCAUCUACUUUGACAACAACACUUUUCCUUCAAGCGUGGAGCAUCCCAGACCUCAUCCGCGUCGAUUUUCUGGCGGCUCACCACGGAGACAGUCGCCCUGA
This is a messenger RNA of Saxophila tyrrhenica, 1005 nucleotides long. RefSeq lists its product as uncharacterized. Bases 1 to 1005 code for a protein of 334 amino acids. The transcript has 2 exons. NCBI's taxonomy places the organism in Eukaryota, Fungi, Ascomycota, Dothideomycetes, Mycosphaerellales, Extremaceae. The record is from RefSeq and is a predicted model, not a curated record.